Linum tenue is the source of this 3826-nucleotide messenger RNA. The record is from the annotation of a GenBank genome assembly. NCBI's taxonomy places the organism in Eukaryota, Viridiplantae, Streptophyta, Magnoliopsida, Malpighiales, Linaceae.
CGAAAUUAUAAUUGGCUGAAUCAGACCAGACUAAACAUGAUAAAAUACCUCAUGAAAAACACCAUCCCAAAAAGGUGCAAACUUGCUGUGAUCUGGAUCGUUGAAAUGCAAAAGUUAUGAUAUGUACCACUGGAAGUCCAAUGGGUUACUGGGUUUUGGCCUUUUAGGCGGUAAAGCUUCAGCAUUUCUGCCGCCAAAAGCCACGGUGUCCCGUCUACCGGCGGCGCUCUUUUCGGCUUUUCCCCAUUGGCAGAGACGCAGGGUCAGGAAAUCUCCGUCCCCAAAUGUUCCGACCGGCGAAGCACAAAACGGCUAGGCCCUAAUUGCACAACAUACCAUAAAGUUUCUUAUCUUUUAUGUGUCGGACUUCGGAGAAAGUAGAAGCGUAGCACGUCCCUAAUCGGAGAAGAAUAUGGCCGAACCUUCUCCUUCCCCUCCACCGCCGAAUUCAUCCACGAUUACAGACUUAAGCGUGGACUCGCUGGCUCACUGCGCCAAUUACCUCACUCUUCACGACCUUUCCAACUUCUCCAUCUCUUGCAAGUACCUUAAUGGCGUCGCCCACUCCGAUUCCGUGUGGCAACGCCUGUUCAGAGAGCAAUGGCCGCAUGUUGUAAGGCCCAAUUUGUCGGAUAACUCGCGAGUCAGGGAAGCUUAUUUGGCCAGGAAGGCUGCUGUGCGGCAGUUCAGGUUUGCCGAUCCUUUGGUUGCAGACUUCUAUACAGAGGCCAAACCUUUUGAUCAUAUCCUAUUGGAUGAGGACGACAUUAUCUAUUCUCAGGGUAAUGUCAUUCAAAUGAUGGGCAUAAGUAGUUUGCUAAGGGGCAGAGAUUCCAUAACUAGACUGAGUGAUCAUGGAGCUAGAAUCACUUGUAUGAGAGUGUUUUCACUUGACUUGCGAAGUGCGGCCCAAAGAAAGCAGAGAGUGUUGUUAACCUCAAGCUGUGACCAUUCUAUUCGUGUGUGGUGGAAGGGUUCUUGCCAAAGAUGUCUUAGAGGGCAUAAUGGGCCUGUUUUGUGCUUGACGGAUAGAUUUCUCGGCGAUGGCAGUUCAACAGUACUAGCAAGUGGUGGCGAAGAUUGCACGGUUCGCCUUUGGUCCCUAGGUUCAAGUGGAAAACGUGGACAGCAUGCUUUAAAAGCUACUUUGUAUGGGCAUGAGAAACCUAUCAAACAGAUGUCAGUUGCAGAGCACAAUUCUUCCCUCUUGGUUAGCAUCUCAAAAGAUUCUAAGGUUAGGCUCUGGGAUACCACUACAUCAUCUGCUGCUCGUUCUUCCUGCUGUUUGGGGAUGGUUUCUGUGCCUGGUGGUGCACCUGUUGAUAUGAAGUGCAACGAAUCGUUGCUUUAUGUAGCUUCUGGAUCCUCUGUAGUGACAAUCGAUUUAAGGACCAUGCGGAAAGUUGCUAUGCCAGCAAUCUGUCAACCAAACUUACUCUCAUUCGCCAUGGUGCCUUCAAAACCCUUGAUCUGCACUGGUGGAAUGGGCAAAGCUCGAAUUGCGACUGCUACCACGGGCGAGGGACAUGGACUCAUCCGGUACAGAGACUUCCUCAAUGCUACUUGCCCUGUUUCAAGAGUGGACGACCAUGAUGAGAACUCUUCCAAGUUUUGGGAUCAACAAUCGUUUGGUGACAGCAGUGGAGAUGUUGAUGGAGCAGUACUCAAGCGGUUGACCGAGGGUGAACUGAACUCUUUUCAGUUUUCACUAUGGCGAGCUGAGCAGAGCUUCCUAUAUCUCCUCCGUCAAUGCCAACUCUUUCUUCAGUCCACCAUCGUCCCCAACAAAAUGCCCACCACCGUCUUCUUCCUCCUCCUCUUUCUCUUCUCCGCCGCCGCCGCCCCGGUCCCGGGCCUCGACACCUUCCUAACCCACCAAUCCCACAUCGACCCACAAGCCUCCAACGACACAUUCGAAUCCCUCCCUUCCACCCUCCGCAAAUCCCUCUCUUCCUUACCUCACGCCGCCGCUGCCGCCGGCAGAACCAAUUCCCUAAUCUCCUCCCUCCUCUCCCUGUCGCUCCCGCUCUCGAUCAACCUCCGUCUCGUCGGCUCUGCCUUCCCGGCCGACUCCGAGGCCAUCCUCUCUUCCUUCUUCUCCUCCACCCACACCUCCGACCACUUCCACGUCAUAACCCCCGAUCCCGUCCCACCUCACAGCGGCUCCCACCGCCUCGCCGUCCGCCACUCCCCUCACCUCGACGUCUCGCACUCCCCGCCUUCCCUCGCUUCCCGACUCUCCGACGCCAUCAAAUCCGCCAUCGCCUCCACCCCUUCCCCUCUCCGAUCAACCCUCCUCUCCAUCCCUUACGACUCCGUCGACCAAAUCAUCCGCCAGGAAUUCGAUAAGGAGAAGCCCGCUCACGGGAUCUAUGUCUACUUGAUCUCAUUGGGUGCUCAGUCCAAGAGCUACGCUUAUUCGUAUUUCCCUGGCGAUUCCUCCCCUGGCUUCACUAAAUGUUCAGGGACGAUUUGGACGGGGAAGGAGAGAUACCUCUGGAUUGAUCUCUCCGCGGGGCCGGUGGAUUAUGGGCCAGCUCUGUCCGGCGAUGGGGUUUUGCCCCGAGGGGAAUUUCACCCUCUUGCGACUAUGCACGGCCGGCCCAAAUCACAGAAGGCUCUGCUCUCUGAUUUAGCUUCAUUGAUUUGGAGUGCUUACCAGGUAUUGCUCGUCCCCUCACUGAGAAUUCCAGUCCACUUCGAUAGCGCCUUGAUUGUUCAGUUCAUCCAUGUUUAUGCUUCCAAGAAUGGUAAGGAUACCACUGGUUUGGACUGGAAAGCAAUGGAGAGGUCCUUUAGGGAUGGAGCUAGUGAAGAUGGUUUAUUGCUAGGUGAUCAGUCUCUAAGCUUCAAGAGCUACGAAGUGAAGUAUGAGGAGUGUUCAAUUUGUUCUUAUGCCAUUUCGAGAUCGAUCAAUUCGUACACCUCGAGGUUCUUGUUCGAUAACUAUACACUGAUCGUGAGUGAGUAUUUGGAUUCCAAGAGAUUGCAUCAGAUACUGUCAGACUCGGCUGAAGAGUUUAAGAGGGUAGCUGGAAUUCCAGAGGAAGAUUACGCCACAGUGCUCCCUGUUUAUGUGUUUGAUCUCGAUUACAACAUGCUGCUGUUGCUCGAUCGAUACCAUCAAUCUGUUUCCUUCAGAGAUAUGGUUGUAGCAGUGAGAACAAAAACUACCCAGACAGUGAGCGAUUACAGCUGCAAUGGCCGACAUGUGUUCACUCAUACACGAGACCUCGAGCGACCUCUUGUUGGCUCGAUUCUCCAGAGCAUGUGGGGAGUUUCUCCGACACACUUGUCAUGGAGUCCACGACACAACACAACUCUAGUGGACUACACUUGGAGCGUGGGGCAGACACCCUUUGGUCCUUUCUCUGAGUCUUCCACCUUGUCCUUUGUGCAGAAGGAUGCAGCUAGGAGAAAUGUGCUGUUGACGUCAUUGAAUUACAGUAUAACGAGUGCGAUUGAAGUUCUUGGCUCGAUGGAAGCUCAUGGUGGGGAUAGGAGGCUGCUUAAGGAUAAGCAGCAUGUGGAAUUCGUGCAGCGGUGGAACUUGUUCAAGCACAAGAUUGAUAAGGCGGUUUCUGCUUUGUCAAGACUGGACUUCGAGAUGGCUUUGUAUUACUUGCGGUCUUCGGACCAUGAUCUGUAUGCCAUUCACUCGCUGGUGUAUCGCGCCUCGCAGGAAUUGGAGGCGUCACUUGCUUGCUUCAAAGAUCCGCCGUUUCCUUGGGGCUCGGUCUCGUUAUCUGCAGGAGGGUUCUUUGCUGUAUGUUAUUUGUAUGUGAAAAGGGAGAGCCUUUUUAGGAACAAGAGGAAGCAGUUUUGA